ACACACACGCCCACAGGAGGACUCUCGCUAUAACUACCCACUUUAAAAAGUUGCUCCAUAGUGGUUGCCGCGGUAGUUUGAGCAAAUAAUAAUGAUGAGUGGUGCCGAGAAUUUCAAAAACUGCGGCUCUGUGUUGGUAACGGGAGCCAACCGUGGGCUCGGGCUGAAGAUAGUCGACACUCUGGCUAGUGGAGGUUUCCCACCGGGCAAGAUUAUAGCCACCACCAGAAACCCCGCGGGCGCGCAGGAACUUAAGGAACUGGCAGAGAAACAUUCUAACAUCCACAUCAUCACUUUGGAUGUAGUGAGCCAGGAGAGCAUACAGAAGGCUGUGGAGGAGGUGAGCCAGCUGGUGCAAGACGAGGGGCUCAACUGCCUGAUCAACAAUGCAGGGAUCAGUGUGCUGGCCAACUUUUAUACCGUUACUGCUGAGAAUAUGAUAGAAAACUUCCGCACCAACACUGUGGCUCCUCUAAUGAUCACCAAGGCCUUCCUGCCUCUGUUAAAGCAAGCUGCAUCCAGAGGAGGAGCAGAUGGCUCAAGAAGCAUGGGCAUCCACAGGGCAGCAGUUAUUAACGUGUCCUCUAUGCUGGGCUCUAUGGAGCUCAAUGGGAGGGAGAUGGCAACCAAAUGGUCUGAAGGGUACCCUUACAGGACAUCCAAGGGUGCCCUGAACAUGGUGAGUCGCUGUAUGGCUCUAGACCUGGAACCUUAUGGGAUUCUCUGUAUGGCUAUACACCCCGGUUGGGUCCGCACUGACAUGGGGGGGCCUGAGGCUCCACUGAAUCUAGAGGAGAGCAUUCCCUCCACCUUGUCUGUGAUUGGUGGACUAACUGAAAAGGAUCAUGGGUCAUUUCUGAAUUUUGCAGGAGAAUUGAUGCCCUGGUGAACCCAGUCAUCACAGGAAUGAGCAAGCCAACUUCUCCCAGUUGCGGUUUCCUCUGUCCUCAUCAACUUCAACUAUGUAAAGAUGGAUGUGUCAGUGGCUGAGUGCACACCACUGAAGAAACCUUAUUUUACUGUUAUCAUUACAAAGGUAUGAAAAUGCUUUUGUGACCCACUGGGCUGCAUGAAAACAAGAGAAUUGUCAAAAUAAAUUCCCCAUAAACUGCAGUUCAUUGGUAUGUUUGUGUGCAUUAUUGAGGGGCUGUAAUAUGUUUGAAAAAGGUUCCUCUCAGAAGUUUCAAAGAAAGAACAAAAUCAGGACAUGGUGUCGUGGAUAUGCUGCAUUGACCUACAGCUAAGUUACAGCUCCUAUCCCUUGUGAGGAUUUGAAUUCUGGGUUAAAACAUCCAAACAACUAGUAGGUGAUGAGGCCGCAUAAUAAUGACAACAAUGAAAACUGUGAUGGCAAAUGUCGUUUAAAAUCAUACGAUGAUUGUGUCUGUGUGGCACUUCAGCUGUUAUAAGUUGGUGGAGAGGUGUGUGUGUCAUUGCUGUCAGUUUACAGCACCUGUAGCUACAACUGCUUUGCUUAAAGUUAUAUGAUAAAGUAGAGCUGCUAUUGAACAUAGCAGGGCCAAAGUUGAUUGUGCCAGUUAGAAAAUGAACAGAGUUUCUUGGGUAAAG
Molecule: messenger RNA, 1569 nt
Organism: Monopterus albus (swamp eel)
Lineage: Eukaryota; Metazoa; Chordata; Actinopteri; Synbranchiformes; Synbranchidae
Product: C-factor
Exons: 6
Coding region: 92-889 (265 amino acids)
Cellular component (GO): cytoplasm
Molecular function (GO): oxidoreductase activity
Source: RefSeq, a predicted model, not a curated record